AUCAAAUAACGCAUUGUUGAUUGUAACUCCGUACCGUUCUCCCAGCUCCCAAGAUAAAUUUGAGGUCAGCAUUAUGGCUUCAAAACACUUUCAUAAUGAUCCCAAUCACUUGGUCGUUGCUGCGCUAAGAUCCCUCACAAAGAUCAACCCUUCAGUAGCAGUUGAUGAGAAGCACAAAAUAGUCUACCUCAAAAAGCCAAAGAGCAACCAGGUUUCAGUCAUAUCGGGCGGGGGCAGCGGGCACGAACCAGCGUUCGCAGCAUACGUCGGCCAUGGGAUGUUAAGCGGUGCCGUGGCGGGAUCAAUUUUUGCAAGCCCUUCUACAGUGCAGAUUUACCAAUGUCUAAUGCGGCGCGUGGACAAUACGCAGGGGGUCAUGGUUAUCGUCAUGAAUUAUACCGGUGACGCAUUGCAUUUCGGCAUGGCGGUUGAGAAAUGUCGAGCGCAAGGUAUUAAGAUUGACAUGUUGGUUGUGGGCGACGACGUAGGUGUUGGGAGAGCGAAAAGCGGUAGACUGGGGAGACGAGGUAUUGCUGGCACAGUGCUAGUUCACAAGAUUGCUUGUGCUUUAGCCGCAACCGGAGCCUCUCUAGACGCAGUUUCCAAUGUUGCCAAUCUUGUCUCCUCGAACCUUGUUACCGUCGGGGCUUCUCUUGCGCAUGUUCACCUUCCCGGUCGCGCACUAGCUCGAGAUGACUUCAACGCAGACGACGAUAUUGAGCUUGGGAUGGGCAUUCAUAACGAAGAAGGAUGCAGGCGCUUGAAAACUGGUCUCCCUGGCCUUGUCAAAGAGAUGCUUGCCCAACUUUUAGAUACAACCGAUAAAGACCGCGCAUACGUUGACAUUAAGCCAGGGGAACCAACCGUGCUACUCAUCAACAAUCUGGGAGGCGUGAGUGGACUAGAAUUCGGUUGUAUAACUGAUGAAGUUUGCUCUCAACUAAAAAAUAGUUAUUCCCUCCAGCCAGUCCGAAUUUUAACUGGGACUUUCAUGUCAAGCCUUAACGGCUUGGGAUUUAGCGUUUCGCUUCUUAGAUUGGUAGACACGGGUCUAGAGUCUCAAAUUUCGAUGCUGAAAUUAUUAGACGCGCCGGCACAGGCCACUGGCUGGUCAGCUGCUGUUCAACCAAGUACAUGGGUUGAUAAGGUAGAGGAUAGACAGCAGCCAAAUGAAGAGGCUAUAGGAGAGUUUCAGUCUAGCAAUCUGACCUUUAAUACUAGUCGAGCAAUUAAAGCGUUAGAGUCAGGCCUCGUCGGCUUAAUCUCUGCUGAACCAGAAAUCACAAAGUAUGACACUAUGGUCGGUGAUGGCGACUGUGGACUCUGUCUGAAAGCCGGCGCAGAAGCUGUUCUCGCUCAUAUCAAGAAAGAUAGAAUGUCCAGCGACGUUGCCCAAUUUGUCAGCCAGAUUGCGUACAUCGUGGAAUCAAGUAUGGAUGGGACAUCAGGGGCAAUAUACGCCAUCUUUUUAAACUCCUUGGCAUACAGUCUUUCCCUUCAAGAAACGCCUACACUAAGCCGAGUAACAGCUGAGGUGUGGUCAAAUGCUCUAAAGGGUGCUCUUAAAUCUCUAGGUAAAUAUACACCCGCCCAGCCUGGAGAUCGUACCCUAGUGGAUGCUUUGCAACCGUUUGUGGAGAAGAUGGUUGAAACGCAGGAUGUGGUAAUGGCUGUGGCAGCAGCAAGGAAGGGAUGCGAGAGCACGAGAGGGAUGGAAGCCAGCUUAGGUCGCUCAGUGUACGUUGGUGGUGAUGACUGGAAGAAUUGUCCAGAUCCUGGUGCUGCAGGUCUCGUGGAAUUCUUGUCUGGGUUAAUCAGUGGACUUUAGAAACAUAAGACAUCUCCAACCCAGAAGAAUACUAGUAGCGAGGGUAUGCGUCAAUUAUUA
Messenger RNA from Pseudogymnoascus verrucosus, 1888 nucleotides. RefSeq lists its product as uncharacterized. The transcript is spliced from 4 exons. Gene Ontology annotation, molecular function: glycerone kinase activity; ATP binding. Gene Ontology annotation, cellular component: cytosol. The record is from RefSeq and is a predicted model, not a curated record. The coding region runs from base 74 to 1828 and encodes 584 amino acids. Gene Ontology annotation, biological process: glycerol catabolic process. Lineage: Eukaryota; Fungi; Ascomycota; Leotiomycetes; Thelebolales; Thelebolaceae.